Molecule: messenger RNA, 806 nt
Organism: Sabethes cyaneus
Lineage: Eukaryota; Metazoa; Arthropoda; Insecta; Diptera; Culicidae
Product: farnesol dehydrogenase-like
Exons: 2
Coding region: 14-748 (244 amino acids)
Molecular function (GO): oxidoreductase activity
Source: RefSeq, a predicted model, not a curated record
UCUCGUGUGUGCAAUGGAUCGUUGGAAUGGAAAGGUAGCAAUUGUGACGGGGGCGAGCUCAGGAAUCGGCGCUGCCACCGCACAGGCUCUGGUAAAGGCCGGAAUGGUUGUGGUCGGAUUGGCCCGUCGCGUGGAACGAGUUGAAGAACUGAAAAAUGAACUGGACGAAUCGCUUCGCGGUCAGUUGCAUGCCGUAAAAUGCGAUGUUAAAAAAGAGGAAGACAUACUUGAAGCGUUCAAACUUGUUAACGAGAAAUUUGGCGGCGUUGAUGUUCUUGUUAACAAUGCCGGCGUGACCCGAAGGACGACUUUGCUAAAAGCUGGAAACACUGAUCAAUUACGAGAGGUUUUGGAUACCAAUCUGAUGGGAUUAGUCCUCUGUAGCCGCGAGGCCUUUCAGUCGAUGAAAAAACGCUCGGUUGAUGGUCACAUUGUGCAUAUUAACAGUAUUUUAGGCCACCAUUUGAUCAACUAUCCAGGUUUGAAUAUUUAUCCGGCGUCCAAAUAUGGGGUUACAGCCGUAACAGAAACGAUGCGCCAGGAACUGCGCACAGAAGGAACAAAAAUUAAAGUUACGAGCAUCAGUCCUGGUGUCGUGAGAACCGAGAUGCUCCCCGAGGAUAUUGCAAAAGUUACACCGGCACUAGAGGCUGAGGAUAUAGCGAAUGCAGUUCUUUACGUUCUUGGAACGCCACCGCGUGUGCAAGUUCAUGAGCUAAUGAUUAAGCCGGUCGGCGAAAUGUUUUAAAAAAUGACUAUGAAAUUAACAUGAUUUCUUUUUGUUCAAUAAACUAAAAUAAAAUUUG